This is a messenger RNA of Papaver somniferum (opium poppy), 1206 nucleotides long. RefSeq lists its product as uncharacterized. The transcript is spliced from 4 exons. The record is from RefSeq and is a predicted model, not a curated record. Bases 1 to 1206 code for a protein of 401 amino acids. NCBI's taxonomy places the organism in Eukaryota, Viridiplantae, Streptophyta, Magnoliopsida, Ranunculales, Papaveraceae.
AUGGACCAUCCGCGCAUGUUGAACCCUCACAUGUUCCCCCCAUCCUCAUCUGAUGGUAUAUUUGGAGAAAUAAGCUUUCGGGGCAAGAUUGGCUCGAAAAGUGUGCCCGUGAUUGCUGACUUUCAACUUCAUGGUCUCGCUGCCUUGCAUUUUUCAAAUAAAUCGGCGUUCUUUGAGCUGCAUGUGGAUUUUCUUUCUGCUGGUGGAUGUAGUUCCUCUAUAUUCAGCGACGUCGACAACAAUUCAGAACUGAUUAGGGCAGAUAGAGAUAGUUAUGAAACUGAUGGAAAAGAAAUUGUUAAACCUCUUCUGUCUGAUGGGUGGGAGAAUGUUUUUGAUGAUCCUAACAAGCUUUUUCGUGGUGGUGUUGAUGUUGUUCGGUUGGCCUGUCAAAAGUAUUGUUUGAAGACUGGGUAUCGCGUAACAAAGGUGAAGAAUGAUCGUGAAAGGUUCAAAAUGAAAUGCAGUAAAGUCCCAUGCACUUGGAUGAUCCAUGCAGUUGCUAUUGAUUCUACUUGCGAUGUUUUUAGGAUAAAAAAGUAUGUUGGGAGGCACACUUGUGGAGCUGGUGUGAAGUUGAGGAGUCCUAAAGUAUCGAAGAAGCUGGUACACAACCUUAUUCAUGAUCGUGUGAUGCACAACCCACUUAUCAAGCCUCGCGAAAUUGAAGAUUAUAUAAAAGUUGGUGCUGGUGUUAAUAUCAAAUAUCACCAUGCAUAUCAUGGUUUGGAACAGUCACACCAUGAAAUUUUUGGGAAUGAUGUAAAGUCUUACUCUGAUCUGGUUUGGUGGGUGAAUUCAUUGAAAGAAACAAAUCCGGGCUCUUAUGCGGAUUUUCAGUUUAACGAUGCAACUCAGACAUUUGAAAGGUUAUUCAUUGCAAUAGGCGCUUGUAUUGAAGGUUUUUAUCCGCUAGCCUUUGCAUUGGUCCCAGGAGAGGAUGUUGACAAUUGGGAUUGGUUUAUGUGCAAUCUUAGCAACAUUGUUGAUGACCGUCCUAUCACCUUUAUGUCUGAUCGUCAUGAAGGAUUGUUGAGGGUUAUUCCUAAAAACUUUCCUACUUCCCGUCAUGGCUAUUGUUACUACCACUUGCAAGGAAACUUACCAAUCAGGAAAUCGAACGAGAAGUACAAAGAAGUUAUGGCUUGUUUCAAAAAAGAAACUUAUGCUCUCACACCAGCAAGAUAUGAAGAAGCACUAAUGUAA